Molecule: messenger RNA, 3168 nt
Organism: Meloidogyne enterolobii
Lineage: Eukaryota; Metazoa; Nematoda; Chromadorea; Rhabditida; Meloidogynidae
Source: the annotation of a GenBank genome assembly
AUGGCUAUUGCCGAAUGCUCAAAAACGGCAAUGUCAACAAAUACUGAUUCAUCUGCUUUAUCAACAAGACAUGCGGAAAUAAAUAGUAGCACUCCUCAACUUCAUCAACAAGCUAGCGAUGAUGAAGAAAAAUGCCUUUUAACGCCAACUUCCUUGGCAGGAGAAUGUUGUGCUUCUUUCUCUCAGAGUGAUACAGAUUUACUUCAAAGGCAAACAGAAACAAUUGAAAGAGAAAGAAAUCAAAAUUCAAAUAAAAAUAAUUAUUUGGAAGUUUCUUCCCCACCAGAUAUUGAAAACGAAUAUUCUUCCCCUUCCCCUCAACAACAAUAUUUUCUUUCAACUGCUUUAAUUUAUUCUGAACCAGCUUUACCUAGCGCGCAUUUAAAUGAUGUUACUGGGCAACAAACAAAUAUGUCUAAUUAUCAUUGGGCAUAUUCUGAUUUAACUCUUUCUCAGAGUUGUGCCACAGAUACAAUCGAUGCAUCUAUUAUUUCAAGUCAACAACAACCCCAAGAUAAUUCUAAUUUGAAUAGCGCCCGUAGUGAUAAAGCUUCUAGAGCCAAUACCCCAAAAUCUUCUUCCUGCCUUUUUUCCUCAGAAAGUCAGCCAUCCAUAAGUACAUCAAUUAGUUAUUUACCACACAAACAAUCAUUUUCAAUUGGAGAAAUACGGGAUACACAUUUACAAAUACAAAAACGUUAUAGACCCUCAAAGAAAAGACAUUAUACAGAUCCUGUUGAUUUUGAAGGUAUUCUAAAUAUAAUUGGAGGUUGUUCUUGGUGGCAAAUAUGGGUUUAUCUUCUAAUUAGUUUACAACAAAUUCCUCAUGCCAUGUUUAAUUUAUCUGUAGUUUAUAUGAUGUAUCAGCCAGAUCAUUGGUGUAAAGUGCCAGGUGUUAAUUCCUCCUUUCCCCCACCCCACCCCUCGUCAACUCAAUUUUCUUCUAAGUCGCCUUACCACUCUACAACUACCUCCCCUCCAAAAACAACAACACAAAGUCCUUAUCUUUGGGAUUUAUCAGAUGCAUUACAGGGAUCUGUAGUUUAUCCAAGAACGAGAAAUAAACAACGAGACACGCUUAACUUCCAUUCGCAGUGCCAUUUUUAUGAUAGGGGAGAAGAAAGAUAUGACCAACUCAGACGAGUGCCUUUGGAUGAAGCCCAAAAAAUUGUUAACGAAAGUGGGGAAAGUCCGGAUAUAGUAAAAUGCCAGGAAUGGUAUUAUGAUCAAGAUGUUUUACGUUCAACAAUUGUAACAGAAUGGAAUUUAGUUUGUGAUGAUAAUUUUAAAAGAGCACACGCUCAUUUAUUUUAUUCUUUUGGAUUCUUAUUUGGUUGUUUAUUGGGAGGUUUUGCUUCGGAUAGAUUUGGAAGAAAACCAACAGUUAUUGGUUUUGGUAUUCUUUCUUCUUUAUUUGGCCUUUUACUUCCUUAUUCAACAUAUUUUCCGAUGUUUUUAUUUAUUCGAUUUUCUGCUGAUUUGGCUGCAUAUGUUCUUUGUAUGGAAAUUACUGGAACUAGAUAUCGUGCAAUGGUUGGAAGUCUUUUACAGGCUCCCUGGGCUGUUGGUUAUGCUACAUUGGCUUUGAUUGCUUAUUUUUGUAAAAGUUGGCAAAAUAUACAAUUAAUUACUGCGGCACUUCACACAAUUAGUAUUUGUUUAAUUUGUGUUUUACCAGAAAGUCCUCGUUGGUUAAUUGUGAAUAAUCGAGUUGAUGAAGCAGAAAAUUACAUUCGACGAGCUUGUAGAAAACCUCCAUUUCCUUUCAAUCUCUUUGAUUUUAAUAAAAGUUCAUUACCUUCUGAUUUAGAAUUGGUAAAACAUGCAGAACAACGUAAAUGGGUACGUCGUGAUCAACGUGCAAAUAUUCUUCAUUUACUUAAAUCAAGAGCUCUCUGUAUGAGAACUGGGGUUAUUUGUAUUGUUUGGAUUGCUACUGCCCUUGUAUAUUAUGGAUUAAUUAUUGCUCUAUCUGACCAAUCUGCCCCCGGUCGUGUUCUCUUUUCUGGCAAUUUCUUUUUAAACAAUGCAAUUGCUGGUGCUAUUGAAUUGCCAACACUAAUAUUUUGUGUUUAUUUAAUGAAAUUUGGAAGGAAACGUUCACAAAUAUUUACACUUGUUGGGGCUGCUCUUUUUAUUAUUUUAGCAAUGUGUGCAAUGAAUUUUGGAAGUCCAAUGCUCUCUUUAGGAUUAAUGCUUGGAGGAAAGAUUUUUAUUCAAGGCGGAUUUAAUAUUCUUUAUAUAUUUACAUCUGAAUUAUAUCCAACAGUUAUUAGAAAUAGUGCAGUCGGUUUCUGCUCUAUGAUUGCCCGUUUUGGUUCUGGCGUUUCCUCUUAUAUUGCAAUUCUUUCGGACGUUACACUCGCUUUUGUGCCUAUGAUUAUAUUUGCAACAUUUUCUUUAUUUGCUGGAACAUUAGUAAUGCUUUUACCAGAAACUCGAGAUCAACCUUUGCCUGAUACUUUACAAGAUGCUGUGACAAUUCUUAAAGACGAUUCUCGUCCUUAUCAAUGUCGGGGUUUUGGCUCUAUUUUUCUUGGAACUGAUAAAUAUAGUAUUUCGAUUACUGAAUUAGUUCAACAUCAAAAUGAGGAGGAAGAAGAAGAAGAAAUAGAAGAACAACAAACAGAACGUGAUGAAAGUAGUGAAUGUGAGGAUAGAAAUUGUGGGGGUACUUCAGAAGUUGAUGAAUUAACAAAUAAUAAUGAGGAUAAUGAUGGUGAAAAUACUAAUAUUUCCCCUAAAAAUGACAACAAAACUUCAAAUAAACGUUUAACAGAAAAUGGAAUGUCUACCAAUAAUGAACCUUUGCCAAGUAUUCCAGAAGAAGAUCAUCACCAAAUAUUACAACAAAAACCAUCGUCUUCAUCUAAAAAUUUUACUGAAAAUGAAGAAAUUCCUUUAAUUUGUUUAAGAAAUCGGAAAGAUAAAAAUGAAGAAAAAAUAAAAAAAGAAAAUAAAUUAAAUUCUUCUUCAAAUAAUUUAUGUGAAAAUGAAAUUAGUAUAUCCCCAUUAACUUCUCAUAGUGAAUUUUCUCUUUUAAUUAAGGAUGAACGAUUGGAAAGUACUAAUACAAUAAUUCCAUCAACAACAUUAAUUACUGCCUCAUCGGUUGGGCAACUUUCUCCUUCAGGAGUAAAUAUAGCACAACAAGCAUUGGCUAUUUAA